UGUCUCAAAACUUCACCUCUAUGCUCUCUUGUCAAAAAAGGCAAAAAAUGUCCCAAUCCACUGCUCUAAACUCCAAGCAUAUCCCAAUGCAGGAGAACCUGGUUCAAACUUCUUUAGGCUGCCCUCCAACAGAUCUAAGUAGCCCUUACAAGCUAUCUCUUGGGAGCAUCCCCAAGAAUAGCUCCAAGCACAGAUCCUGUCGGACAAUAGAACCCAACACUGUUCAAGACUCUAAUAAGAUCACUCAGAAGCUUGUGAAGGAUUACGAAAAAGACUGGAAGAUCACUCGCAAGAGACUCGAAACCUACAGUUUCUUUAAAUCAAUCAAGCAUUCUAAACUACCUUUGAACAUUAGCUGAGUCGCUGGAGACCCUGAAAUCAAAAUAUGCAUGACAAGGAAUGACUCAAAUGUUCAUCCUUACCUAAACAACGGGUAUAAUAAAGGACUUAGGCUCCAAUGCAAGUCAAUGAAGAACUCAACGAAUAAAAAUAUGAGAAGAAACCUCUCUAGCUCUGGCUCUCGGAAAUCUUGAAGGGAAGGAUCUCUCCCCAACUCUUACCUCAAAUCUAGAAGAAAAUAAAACCAGGCAGAAAAUGAAAAAGAUCUAUAAAGAUGCCUAUAGACUAAACCUUAUUGAUAACUAUAUUCCAAAAUCCAUCAAAAAGAAAAGCAGGCUCAAAGAUUACCCAGUCCUUGCCAAAUACAUAAAUUAUUCCAAAGAAAGAAGAGAGGCUCAGAAAUAUCUCUAACUGACAGACCCCUCAUCGGCCAAAAUCACAUUAAAUAUUCAAUUUUCUU
Molecule: messenger RNA, 799 nt
Organism: Moneuplotes crassus
Lineage: Eukaryota; Ciliophora; Spirotrichea; Euplotida; Euplotidae
Source: the annotation of a GenBank genome assembly